This is a messenger RNA of Malaya genurostris, 2883 nucleotides long. It is a transcript of the gene in, whose product is annotated as protein inturned. The record is from RefSeq and is a predicted model, not a curated record. The coding region runs from base 140 to 2578 and encodes 812 amino acids. Gene Ontology annotation, biological process: vesicle-mediated transport; nervous system development; cilium assembly. Gene Ontology annotation, cellular component: cytoplasm; cilium. NCBI's taxonomy places the organism in Eukaryota, Metazoa, Arthropoda, Insecta, Diptera, Culicidae. The transcript has 3 exons.
UGUUUUGAAGUGUUUUUCAAUUAUUGUGUAUACUUUCCAUUUGUUUACUAUUAAUUUUACGAUUUGAAGCAUAUAUUCGGUGAUCAACUUGGUUGCGCCAUUGAAUCAUUUAGUUAUUCGUUGUGAUAUCCGAAAUCUAAUGGCUUCCAGUCAACGUUCUUCCAACAAUAAAUGUUCAAAUUCUCUUCUUGUUUCGCAAGAAGUUGAAGAAGACGAUCAGGUGUGGACCGAUGAUCAAUCCAACAUUUCCUCCGAUGGUAGCCAGAUCAGUUUUGAUUCACGGUCUCACGAAUGGAGUCCUUUUAUAAUGAAUAAUUUUUUAUUUUACGUGAAAUUUGAUUUAGUUUACCAUGCAAAACCUAUCGUGUUCGACGACGAUUUGUUUUUUCGAAACGAGUAUAAAAGAUUGUCCAUUCGAAAAAAGGAGAAUAUCCUAUCUAAGUUUGGCCAAAGAGAGAAGAAUAAAUACAAGCUUUUCAAAGUAAGUGUGAUUGAGACGAUUAAAAAGGAACAACCAAAUGGGUUGAACAAGGAAAUCAUUAUAAGUAUAGCGCCAAAAAAAAAUAUUGUUAUCAAAGAAAUACUUCCUUUGUCUGAAACCAUUCUUGGUAUUACCACAUCACUGUUUCCCGAUGGUAGAAAAUUGAUGGUUGAUAAGAUAAAAGAAUAUUCAGUAUUCAACAAAGGAAAACUAGUUAAACCGAAAGACUGGAUUAAAUUAUUUGAUACCGAAAUCGUAACUGUAGAUAACUUGGAAUCUCUAUUGGAAGGAUCCACGAAAAUUCCUACCAUCAUAAAAAUUACAUUCUUCGAAAUGAUUGAACAUGACAUCACUAAUGCUAUAGAAAUUAAGUUGACAAGUCUAAUGGAUUUGAUUCAAAGUCAAGAGACUCUUUUGAAUAAAGAUGAUAUUCAAACGAUGAGUAAUAAUGAUAUGAUUUUCAGCAUGAUUUAUAUAUCAAAAGAGUACACUCAAAACGAUGAGCUAGAUGUAAAGUUUUGCUAUCCUGCGAGAGAUAAUAAUUCACUGUACAAUUCUAAAGGAAGUUUUGUUACAUUAAAUUCAAUUUUCAACUCAUCUUUCGAAACCAAAACUAUAAUGACAAAUAUGAAAAUACGAAACGUACUCUAUUACACGACGUAUAAUUAUUUCGAAGAAGGCAUUCUGUUGCUCGGAUUUAACUCAAAAUACUCAUCGUUGUUCUCCGUGAAACAAAAAAGUGAGCAAAUCUGCCGACUGUUAAGAAUUUUGUAUUACAAUAGUUCCAUCAUUUUCAAUAAGCCAGUGGAAUCUCAAACAGAAUUAAUGCAAUUAUGUGAGCUAAUUCGCCACUCAAUUAAAACUCACAGAAGUUUAGAUAAAUUUGAAAAAACAUUCCAUCAACCACAUUUCAUUCCUUUACCUAAGGAAAUACAGCUUCGGAUCGACGAUGCACUUGGAGAACUUGAAGCGAUGGAUUAUCGCAACUGGAAUGAUGAACUGGUGGAUUUAUUCUGCGAUGUAACAAUCAUCGGAUGCUGUUUGUACUACAAUCAAUAUUUGAUUUGUUCACAUAUAAACGGGUCGUUUUUGAUAGAUGUUGAGGCCAUCUUAAGAAAUUUCGGUAUUUUCGAAGUCAUUUCAACUACAAAUAUAAAAAAUCUUGCAAUUUGGCGUAAAUUUUAUCCAAAAGAAUACUGCGAACAUAAUUUUCACGAGUCUAACGAUGCCUAUUUGAUGUUAGUUUCUAUUGGACAUCUAUUAAUGGUUGUUAUUCUAGAAAUUCCCAUCAAUACAAAUCACAAUAAAUCACUCUCUCGUUAUGUUGAGGAAAUACAGGAUAUGUUAGAAUAUUUCAAAUCUACUGGUAUUGAAAAUCUCGUCAGAAUAUGGGUUGAUUCGAAUAGAAGACCUCAAUGUAUUUCUUCAUUUACCUCUAAACAAGAGUUUGGAAUAGAGGAACAACGUAUGACUUCACGGAACCACGAUGAGGAAUCGAAUGCUUCCAGUUCUAUCAAAAACCAUCCACUCAAGGAGGACGGCGCUAACGAUCAUGAUGAUGAUGAUGACUCAGAUUGGGGUCAGAGUUAUGACAGCAGCCAGAGAAGUAGUAGCUUCGAUAUUAACGAAAUAUCUGAAAAUCGCUGCAAAGAAUUUUCGGAGCUAAUUCCAAAUAUGCUAACAUUUGGAAAUGAAAACCUUCUCUACUAUUUCGUUCAGUUGGAGAUGGGAGACGGCAUUUUUCUAGCCCCGGUACUCAGUACAGCUAUUAUGAAGCACGAUAUAAUCAUGAACACAUUCAGAAAAACUUGUACUAUAAUCCACAAUACCUUACAAAAUACAAAAAGAUUUCGUGACUUACUUUCACGUAGCUCAAACAAAAUUGGAAAUACCCAUCGGUCUUUGGUGGCAAUCAAAGAACAAGGAAUGCUAAUGUCAGUUCCAAAAGAAACAACCUCAAAUGAAAAGAUCGAGUUCUGGGUACUAGGCCGAUUGUUCAACACGCCGCCCAGAGAAUUAUAUGUUUGUCAUCGAGCAGAUGCACCCCAGAAUAUGGUUGAACUUGCAUUUCGCAUCUGCUUAACUUGUGCAGGCUAGUUUUAUCCAAAAUUAUGAUGAUGGUGAUUAAUAUAAAUGAUGUAUCAUCAUUUUUUAACAUAUGUAUAACAUGUUUUGAACAAAAUAGCUGCAUCAAUCUUCGUGAUCGUGAUCUGAUUGCAACUGAUUUCAUCUGGAUCUAAACUACAAAUUUUAAGAGAAGGUGAAGAGUAAUGAAAAUGUUGAUCGCCAAAUAACAUUAUUUAGUUCAUGUAUGAUAAGUACGACGCAAAUGAAAAAUAUUUUUACGUUAAAUGUAUGAUAUAUAGAUCUUGUAGCAUAAAAUAUAUUUAUUAAAUUAUUAA